Camellia sinensis is the source of this 1967-nucleotide messenger RNA. Lineage: Eukaryota; Viridiplantae; Streptophyta; Magnoliopsida; Ericales; Theaceae. The record is from RefSeq and is a predicted model, not a curated record.
UGCUCUAUAUAUAUACAAACAAAUGAGCCUUUCAGAUAUAGACCCAGAAACCAACCCCCUUUCCCAUAUCAUAAAAGCUUUUCUCCAAUGACGACGAACAAUGAGCCGUCUAGCGUAGAGUCCGCAAUUGAAAUCCUCUCACGUUCCGUAAGAGAAAAGAUCAAAGCAAUUCAUCAGACAAACUAUUCGGAGGAUUCAUCGCUUUCUCAUCCGCUAUCGUUCCCUUGUAUUUACAAGGUCUCCAAAGAGCUUCGUAAACUAAACAAAAGGGCCUAUAACCCUUGGGUAGUCUCUAUCGGCCCAAUUCACAACAACAAUGACGAUGACAAAGAGGAACAACAUCUGAAAGAAAUGGAGCACAUCAAAGUGGCUUACACGGAAGAGCUACUUUGUCGAAUUGCCGGGAAAUCGGCUUCUCCGGAGGUUAAAGGAUAUUGGAUGGACAAAGCACUGAUGGAAUGUUCAGCCGCCAUGCUUCACUUAGCAGCCAGUGCCUUCAACUGCUAUGCCGAUAACCUGAAACCCAUCAUCGAGAAGAAGAUUCCUCAGCAUAGGCUAGCCGAGAUGUUGCUGAUCGACGGUUGCUUCAUACUCGAGCUUCUCUACAGGCUCAAUACCCAAGGUGACUCUGAUCAAAAAAAGGAAAUUACCCAAGGUGACCCUCUGUUGGGCAACAGUAUGAUCAUGUUGGGCAUCCAACACGACUUGCUACUUCUCGAGAACCAGGUUCCCUUCUUCAUCCUUAAGGAAUUGUUCAUUAAAACCAUCAAAACUAUCCCAGAUCAUCCACGGUCAUCAUGCCCUUCCCUUACCCAGUUUGUCCUAUCAUUGUUUGGCAAUGUGAUGGAUAUCAAUGAUGAUUAUUUUCAAAGUACAACCAUAAAUCUAGAAGAAGAUAAGUGUUUUCAUAUACUCCAUCUUAUACACAGUUGCUUCCUACCUAUCUCUUCUAACCAUGUAAAUCCAGAAGAAGAUAAGUGUUCUCAUAUACUCCAUCUCAUACACAGUUGCUUCCGACGUAUCUUUCCUAACAAUGCUCCAAAACCUUCCCACUUCUCGCAUCGCGCAUCGGACCUCGAUUGUGCUGGAGUCAAGUUUGAGCCCGAUACCGGCGUCGACUUCAAAGAAGCUUCCGGACUUCUAUGGUGGUGUAGUCGUGCUAAGUUCAAAAUCCCACCGUUAUCUAUUUACGACAGCACAGAGCCCUUAUUGAGAAACCUCAUUGCUUUCGAGCAGUGUUGUCCUUCCAUUGAGCGUCGUCACAUCACAUCUUAUGCCUUUCUUAUGGAUUCGCUCAUUGAUUCUGCUGCUGAUGUCGAAUUGCUCGAAAAGAAUAACAUUAUAAAUAAUUGUUUGGGUGCCAGUGAAGAUGCCUCGGUUCUGUUCAACAAUAUCUGCAAGGAUGUUGUAUUAGAAGAGUUCGAUUUUGAAAAACCGCGCAAUGAUGCGGAGAGUCACUGCAGGCGUCUGUGGCCGAGAUUUAUAACAUCGUUGAAACGCGAUUACUUCUCUAACCCGUGGUCGGUUAUCGCUGUUGUUGCAGCCUUUGUCUUGUUCGCCAUUGCAGUGGUGCAGGCAGUCUACGCACUCCUAACCUAUUACGGAGUAGAAUAUGGAACUGUGAGAGAGUUGCAUGAUAUGCAUUCAGUGUUAUGAAGUAUGUUUGAUUGUCCACCUUCCUAGCUAGAAGUUGGAGCAAGAAGUUGAAAACAUGGGUUCAAUAAUCGCUGCAAGUCACUAUAAGUUUGAAUGAAAUUGUUGUAUUGUAUUUAAUGUUUUUAUAUUGUCAAGUUUAUCUAUAUGUAUUUCAGAGUCGCAAGUGUGCGAGUAAGAAGAAGAAUAAGGGAGUGAGAGUCUGAGAGAGAAUAAUUUCUUCUCUUGUAAGUUAUUAUUUGUUUCUGUUUGUUUGAGUCAAAUAUAAGUGUGUUUUUCAGAUUAGAAAAUCUUUCUCCAUAAGUGGUUUGAUA